Messenger RNA from Etheostoma cragini (Arkansas darter), 2786 nucleotides. RefSeq lists its product as uncharacterized. NCBI's taxonomy places the organism in Eukaryota, Metazoa, Chordata, Actinopteri, Perciformes, Percidae. Bases 1 to 2784 code for a protein of 927 amino acids. The record is from RefSeq and is a predicted model, not a curated record. The transcript has 5 exons.
AUGGUUCAACAUUUCCAUUUGCUGGUGUUGUUGGAGAAACUGGACUCCAGCUCUGCGGCGGGGAGUGAGGGCGACCUGGGCCCGGCAGACGGUCUGGGCCCGGCAGACGGUCUGGGCCCGGCAGACGGUCUAGGCCCGGCUGACAGUCUGGGCUCGGGGGGCAGCAGCAGCACGCUGGCGUCCUCCGUCAUCGAGGUGGAGGCCGAGAGGACCGAGCCCAGCGGGACGCCACAGCUGCACCCAAACCGACAGGAAGAGGAGGAAGAGGAGGAGGAUGAAGAGGCGUUGACCCCCCUCAGCCCUCUGCCCACGCUGUCCAUCACCGAGGAGAUCCUGGAGUUCAUCAACCAGAGCAGAGCCAGGGAGGGACUCACCGCCAUCCCCACCGGCCCACCGGAGCAGGCCCUGGAUGAGUCUGGGGGUCAGCUUCCAUCUAUCCAGACCAACUUCACCUGCCCACUGCCGCCAGUCACCUGCCCCUCCAGUCCACAAAGAAUACCCACAAUGCAUCAGGAGCAGGAAAGAGCAGAGUCGGAGAAGGACAGCGAGCUUCAAGGCCAGACCGGGGCCUCUGGAGAGGAAAACCAUCUUGAAAAUGAAGUCCAAGAACUUCCAGAUGCAACGAGUGAAGUGGAAACGGGUGUGGAGGAAGAUGGAGGAUCACAAAAAGAAGUGGUGGACAAAGAGAAAGAAGAGGUGAAAACAGGGGAUGAAGGAGAAGGAGAGAGCAUCGUCCCUGACGCAACGUCAGAUCUCCGUCCCCCAACCUCAGCGCAGGAAGACACAGAGAUCAGCAGCGGUUGUCUUUCACAAAGGGAAGAGGUGAACCCCGAGGCCACCGCUUCCUCCUCCCCAAAUCAAGAACUCCCUCAUCCCCCCAACCCAAGGUGCCAGCCCCCCACGAGAGGGUCCCACCUCACCAAGCGAGACAAGAAGAUCAUCGAAAAGAUCCGGAGUUACUACGAGGCGGCAGCCGAGACCGAAGAGACCGAGCCAGAGGAAGAGGAGCAGGGAGAACGAGUGGCACCAAGAAGGAGAAACAGUUUCUCACAGAUCCCAUCUGGCUUGGUGAAGGACUCGGUUUCCCGCUAUGGGGGGCCAGACGGCGGACAAUCCAAUUAUGAGACAACUGAAGCUUUUGAUCAGGAGACUGAUGGAGAACCAGAGCCCUGUUCCCCUGCUGGUCCUGUCUCUGCCCUUACUCUCUCAGCAGAUGCAGGGAAUGAUGGACGGGCAGAUGCACCAAUCAGCUCCUUGGAUUUGGAUGUAGAGGACCCAACCUCAGGAACCUCUAGCGUGAUGAAGGACAAAGAGACCCCAAACAAAGUGGGCCUGAAUCUGGAGUCAAACCCAAACAGGCUCGUUGGACAAGAGGCUGAGACGCAGGACACCAAUGGAAAAGUCUGCAAAGAACUAAUGGAGGAAAAGAAGGAGGUUCUGGUUUCUGAGGAGAACGGUGGAAAUGCACCUCGAGGAGAAGGACCACCUGUUAAAAACCAGUCCAAGUGCGGAGAUGUAACAAUCAAAACCAGUACUGGAAAUCAAGCUGAUAUGAAUAUGCAUGAACCUAACCCAGCAGAACCAAAUGGAAGCCACAAGGAUCCUCCUAUACCUCUGCCACCUACAGCACAAUGCAACAGAACUGAGACCAAAACUGAUUCCACUUGGACCAGAACCAAACCCAGAGACCUAGUCAGGACCAGGGGGAACCUUGAGGGUCUUCCCAGUCAGAUAAAAGUUGGUCGAUGGUCCCGCCACUCCAGGAUUGUCACUGCUAACCGGGUCUUGUUUGAGGGCAUGGGGUCGGAUGUAGCCGGCAUCGGGUUAUUUGAGGCUACCCCUGUAGUGGACCCCAUGCUGAUGGAAAACUCAGAGCGGAUCCUGAGCAAGGUCCAAACGUUGGCCCGGAUGUACAGCGCCAAAGCCAGCACCAUGAUGGUCCCACUACACCAGAAACGGGCCGGCGCUGUAUGGAACCCUACCCGGGACUACAGUAGACUGCCUGGCCACUCAGGCCAGACCCAAACCGAAAGCCAGACCAAGGUUCAGUCUCUGAUGCAAUUACAGACCCCAACUAAGGACCAGCAGCAAAGACAACACCAACCGGAAGUCAAUCAAUCACAUACCCACUCUAAGACCAAGUAUGGACCCAAAUCUCACUCUGAGACCAAAGUCCAGAUCCAAACUAAAACCCAGAACCAAACCAAGACUUACAGCCAAUUCCAGACGCAAACCAUGAGCCAGGAGGACCAAACAGUCCACGAGAAGAGGAUGAUAAAGAAAGCAGAAAGCCUCACCAAUGACCUUCAGGAGGAGGUGCUGACCCCCUUGGAGCCUCUGCCGUUUGGACAUGUGUUCGUCACAGAGCAGCUGACCCCGGCCCCCCCCCAGACAAACGGUUUCACCCUCUCCAGGCCCAGAGACUUCAUCUCGGCUCUGACUAAGGACAGAGACUCCAUCGUGGGCUGCGGAUCAGGGGACAACAACCGGACCUCCACCCGGCCUGAGGAAAGUCUACCAGCUUCACCAAGAGCUCCGUCGUCCAGUCCGGCUCAGGUCCACGACCCCAACCCCAACCCCGGGUAUCCCCCCACUGAUACUUCAUUAGGGCGUCCCCUCAGAAGUCCACCUGCAAGGCGCGGCUCCAGCUCGGACUUCCCUUGGAGUGACGGCCCGUUGACGUCAGCCCUGGACUCGGACUGUCGCGUCCCCGAGGUCAGGGACUGCUGCUCCAACCGGGACAAUCACUCAAGACCUGAAGAGAGUGAGAGACAAGAGGGGUGAGU